AUGGAUCUUAUAUCGUCUUUUUUCCCAUGUAUCCAUCGACGAAAGGCACUGAGGGAGCCCGAAGAACAGGAAACAGAAAGUUUUCCUUGUGGCGUACCGGUACCGUUACCAGUGCGUCCAGAGACAGCCGGGACACUGGUGAGCAUGUCCUCGCAGAGGAUGUCGGUUCGCAUCGUCGAGGCAAUCGACUCGCAGGUCACCAUCUGCCCGGAGGAGCCGAUUGUGGAAAACACCUUCGAUCGGGAGAAAGAAACCACCAUAGCAGCUGAGGUACCUCAAGAAGCCCCUCCGCAAAACGAGAAUGCCAACGUCAUUCGCAUUGAUGUUGCCGAUGCCCAAGCGGAGCCAAAUGACCCACCCAGGCAGUCAAUAGAGAAGGAAUUGCCGGCGAUUCCAGCCCCAGCACCACUGAAGAGCGUCAAGCUGCCAGAGAUCAAGAGCCGCAUGAUCGAGAACAUCCCCGAGGAAGACGAUGACGACUUGGAGAUUCACGCCACACCCACACCUGACGAACCCUCCGUCACCUCGCAAGAGCAGGCUGACGAGACCAAGAACCCCAAGCGCUCAACAUGGCGCCACAGCUCCAGGAAGUCCCUGGUCGACAUUAUCAAUCUCCUCCAGUCCACGACAACCAGCAACAUCAACACGCUCCGCGUUCAAAGUCUGAAGUGGCCCCUGCCGCCGAAGUCUCACUUCCGUCCGGCAACCGCGCUUUCAUGCCGAUCCUCAAUCUCAUCAUGCUCCUCUGCAACGGCCACAAUCGAGCUUGAUAGGCCCCAGCCUGCUGUGAAGAAGGAGCGGCGGAUGGGAGCGGCGAUUCUCCCGGCUCUGCGCCUGGGAGGUCGAAGAUGGAGCGAUGAUAAUGCCACCAACAGCAAUUCUAGCAAGGGUCCUCUUUUUUGCGAAUGA
This is a messenger RNA of Aspergillus clavatus NRRL 1, 909 nucleotides long. RefSeq lists its product as uncharacterized. The transcript has a single exon. The coding region runs from base 1 to 909 and encodes 302 amino acids. Lineage: Eukaryota; Fungi; Ascomycota; Eurotiomycetes; Eurotiales; Aspergillaceae. The record is from RefSeq and is a predicted model, not a curated record.